This is a messenger RNA of Salvia hispanica, 760 nucleotides long. RefSeq names its product nuclear polyadenylated RNA-binding protein. The record is from RefSeq and is a predicted model, not a curated record. NCBI's taxonomy places the organism in Eukaryota, Viridiplantae, Streptophyta, Magnoliopsida, Lamiales, Lamiaceae.
GUGAGAGUUAAUUUGACACCCCAUCAUUUGAAGAUACGAAACAAGCUCGUAACAUAGCGACGAUGGUGGGGUGCAAAAUUUCCAAGAUUAGCACCGACAGAGCCAUAUUCCGACGAACUAGGCUCCGUCCGCUUGUCCUCCAACAGAUAGCCGCGAUGAGGACGUGGCGGCUUCCCGCCCGCUCCCCAAAGGACAACUCAUACAAAAAGAGCCUCCUUUUGGAAGAAAAGACUUUGGAAAGCAAUAGCGUUGUCGUGGCCACCGUCAUCGGCAACACCUACGGCCUUAAAGUCUCCACCAAACCCAAACUCCAUCCGCAACUUGAAGAUGGACACGACGACGAUCAAUGCAGAAUGAUCGCUCGGGGAUCGCCUAGUUUUCGAAUUUUUUUCGAGGAUGCUGCACGAGAUGCCCAUCUACAGCAAUUUGGUCAAGACGAGUGUUCAAAAGAGACAUAUUCCAAGAAAGAGGAGGAGGGAAGUGUCCAAAAGAAAGCGAAGAGAGACAGAAAUAUGAAGAGACACAUUAAAAAUGUGAUAUUGAGAAAGAGAUUUGUGAAAAAUCUAAACAUGAAAGGCCGUACAUAUAAUCACCCAUCUCAAUGAUAAUUAUAAUUACAUUAGGCCUUGAAAUUUUCCUAUUCCACCUUUUUUUUUUCUCUAUUACUAUGUAUAUACACUGUACAAUUUUAUUAAGCUCUUUACUAUGUAAGUGUGUACUAUGUUGGAUAGGGGAAAUUCUCUUCAAAAAUUAAUAUUCA